UAUUUUGGAUUUUACUUUUUCAUUUGAAAUGCAAUAAUGAGAUCAAUCACUCAAUAUAUUUGUUUGUUUCUUUUGAUAAUAUAAAAUUUUAGGUUUGCGAUAUGAACUGUAAAAUACUUGCUAUCAAUGCAAAGUUCGGUGGUGCUACCCAUGAUGCCUUCAUCUGGGAAAAUAGCAAUAUAAAUGAUUAUAUGAAAUAUUUAUACCGGAGUAAUGAAUCUGUGUGGCUAUUGGGUGAUUCUGGGUAUCCUCAAAGACCUUGGAUGAUGACACCAUAUACAGAUGCAGCACAGGACUCAAUUGAAGAAAUAUAUAAUAAAAAACAUUCCUGUGCCAGAGUAGUUAUCGAAAACACGUUUGGAAGGUUGAAGAAUCGUUGGAGAUGUUUAAACAAGGACAGAGUAUUGCAUUAUAAGCCAGAAAAAUGUGCAAAAAUUAUUAUUGCAUGUUGUGUAUUGCAUAAUAUUGCACUCCAAUAUCAUGUUCCAGACCCAGCUCACAUUUUCACUGAUGUACAGGUUCCAACAGGUUAAUUUAUUUUUUUACCUUGUCUCUUUGUUGUAAUUAUAAUUUUAAAUUAAUAUUGGUAAUUAAUGAUAGAGGCUUUUUCAUUUGAAAAAUUGUAUAGUAAUCAAAAUGUGUCCCAAUUAGUUUUAAAAUUAUUUCGCUUUAUUAAAAACAUGUUCACCACACUAACUUCUUGUUUCUAGUUAGUGAGCCUAGUUUCUAAUAUGAACACUGGCAUUGUUAAUAAAAUAUUUCGAAUUUUCUUACAUAGCCAAUUAUUUAUUGAUUCUUAUUAAUUCUGUUUGC
Melitaea cinxia (Glanville fritillary) is the source of this 813-nucleotide messenger RNA. Its product is annotated as putative nuclease HARBI1. The coding region runs from base 102 to 533 and encodes 143 amino acids. The record is from RefSeq and is a predicted model, not a curated record. The transcript has 2 exons. Lineage: Eukaryota; Metazoa; Arthropoda; Insecta; Lepidoptera; Nymphalidae.